AUGCCUAAGUUUUAUUGUGACUACUCUGAUACGUAUCUGACCCACGAUUCUCCAUCUUUGAGAAAGACACACUGCAGUGGUCGGAAACACAAAGAGAAUGUGAAAGACUACUACCAGAAAUGGAUGGAAGAGCAGGCCCAGAGCCUGAUUGACAAAACAACGGCUGCAUUUCAACAAGGAAAGAUACAUCCAGCUCCAGUCUCUCCUCCUCCUGCGGGGGCCAUGAUCCCACCUCCCCCCAGUCUCCUGGGUCUCCCUCGCCCUGACAUGAUGCCUGUACUCCACAUGGGAGGCCCUCCCAUGAUGCUGAUGAUGGGCUCUCCUCCUCCUGGGAUGAUGUCCGUGGGACCUGCUCCUGGAAUGAGGCCACCCAUGGGAGGCCACAUGCCCAAGAUGCCUGGGCCUCCAAUGAUGAGACCUCCUGCUCGACCUAUGAUGGUGCCCACUCGGCCUGGCAUGACUCGGCCAGGCAGAUAAGAGCAGAAAGGCUCUUUAUCACUUUUGUACUUCUUGU
Peromyscus leucopus (white-footed mouse) is the source of this 514-nucleotide messenger RNA. Its product is annotated as U1 small nuclear ribonucleoprotein C-like. Gene Ontology annotation, biological process: spliceosomal snRNP assembly; mRNA 5'-splice site recognition; mRNA splicing, via spliceosome. Bases 1 to 477 code for a protein of 158 amino acids. Gene Ontology annotation, cellular component: nucleus; U1 snRNP. Gene Ontology annotation, molecular function: pre-mRNA 5'-splice site binding; zinc ion binding. The transcript has a single exon. Lineage: Eukaryota; Metazoa; Chordata; Mammalia; Rodentia; Cricetidae. The record is from RefSeq and is a predicted model, not a curated record.